Molecule: messenger RNA, 4143 nt
Organism: Diachasma alloeum
Lineage: Eukaryota; Metazoa; Arthropoda; Insecta; Hymenoptera; Braconidae
Exons: 3
Coding region: 1-4143 (1380 amino acids)
Source: RefSeq, a predicted model, not a curated record
AUGGAAAUCAAUGAUGACCUCCCGCAGGACGUUGAAACCGAAGAGGACCUCACCCUAGAGGAAUUAGACGGGCACAAGGGGAUAAUCGAGGCAGAAUGGAGCGAAUAUUUUCAAAUUUAUGCCAAUCUAGCUGAGUUUCUUCCACCUGAUCACGAGUAUGUCAACGAAAUGAUCCAUGAACGAGCCACCAGCACAAGACGACAAGCCCUGAUGCUCAUUGCUCGGCUGAAGGGUCAACUGGCAAGAAAGAAGGAUUCAAUUAGCAGCUCAACGGAUCAAAGCCAGGCAAAUCAGCUGAAGCGUCUUGACAUCAAGCCAUUCGAUGGGAAACCGGAGGAAUGGAAGGAGUUCAGUGACCUUUUCUUGUCACUGGUGGGAAACGUAACGUCAAUCCCACCAGUACAGAAAUUGGUGAGACUAAAGGGUUGCCUGAGAGGUCCUGCACCAGCUCUCCUCUCAACCUUUCAGGCCAAGGACGAAAACUAUGAAAAGGCUUGGCAGAAACUCACCAGGAAGUACGAGGACCCAAGGCUCGUCGCUCAGUCGCUGUUCAACAGAAUCCUUACGUUACCGAAAAUCACCCAAGCGACAGAAGAGAACCUCAGCACCAAUGGAGUAGCAGCAUUGGAGACCCUCGAUCAACUGCAAGACGUGACGGGGUUAACGACGGAAAACAUCGCUGAACAGCUGAUAGCCCACUUGCUGAGGAGAUCUCUUGAUGCAGAGACACUCAAGCAGUGGGAACUAAAGUUGGGAGACUCCAAGGAUUUCCCGAGCCUUAAGGAGUUCGUGGCAUUCAUCGAGGCCUGCGGCAGAGGGACCAACGCAGGUGCCAAGCUGUUAUCAAUGAAGGAAAUCAACACAGCCACGAAGAAGUCAGCUCCACCAAAGAAAAGGAGCACCUAUACAGCAGCAACUCACCAUCAGGAGACUAAGGAGCCAGAAAGACAACUUCCCAGGAACUGCUGUACCUACUUUCAGGAUAAACAUUUCAUCGCAUCCUGCCAGAGGUUCAUUGAGCUCACCCCAGCUAAGAAAAACGAAGUCGUUAUCACCAAGGGGCUGUGCUUCAACUGCUUAAGGCCACAUACGAAGGCCAAGUGCACGUCGGACAAGAAGUGCCACAGAUGCAGCAGGUAUCACCACACUCUCAUCCAUGGAGGGAGCUCAUGGACGAUGAGCCCGCUUCCAGCCCGACGCAGAACAGCUGAGCCCAUCCCGACUGCCGGAACGUCCAGGCAGCAAGAGGAUCACGGGAACACCAGAGCACUCAUCGACCAGGGUUCAGAGGUAUCGUUUAUCUCCGAACAAUUAGUUAAUCAACUGCAUUUACAGAGAAGAGCAUCAACAGUGGAGCUAGUGGGAAUUAAUUCAGGACACACCAGAGGAAUAGUCUCAGUCACUCUACAAGCGAGCCACGGGACUCAUCAACUGCAACUCAACGCCCACAUUCUAAAGAAGCUCACCGUAAUAAUUCCGUCAUUUUCAUGCUCAUCAGCGAGGAUCGGCUCACUUCAGAAUCUUCAGCUAGCCGAUCCCCAUUAUCUAAGGCCUGGACCAAUCGACAUCAUACUAGGGGCUGACAACUAUGGGCGGAUCAUCAUGGAUGAAGUUGUCAAGUCAGUGCAAUCGAGAGUAGUUGGCCAACGCACAGUAUUCGGAUGGAUACUAUCCAGACCAAUCGAAUGCACAAAUUGUUCAAUAAAGGUAUCUCUAUCAGCUGUACGAGAAUCUUCAAAUGAACAACUUCUAGAGCUUCUCCAGAAAUUUUGGGUCCAGGAAGAACUGCCAAACGAGAGAUCAUCAACAUCAGAGCUUUCACCAGAUGAGUACGAGUGCGAGAUGCACUUUAGAGCAACUCAUAGCAGAGACAACACCGGGCGAUACAUCGUGAGACUGCCCCUCAAAACUUCAGCAGCAGUGCUCGGAGAAUCGAAAUUCAAAGCAGCACGUCAACUCAAAUCGAUCGUGAGUCGACUCAACACAGAUCAAGCAUACUCCCAGUUGUACAGAGAGUUCAUCAACGAGUACGCAGCACUGGGGCACAUGAGAAUAGCACCAGAGACUCCAGAACCCGUGCCAGCGUACUAUCUUCCACAUCACGGGGUACUGAGAGAGGAGGCCAUCACAACGAAGCUGAGAGUCGUAUUCAAUGGCUCCAGCCCCAGUUCAUCAGGUAUGUCACUUAACGAUAUACUGUAUUCUGGUGAAAAAUUACAGCACGAUGCCAGGCUCAUGUUUGGCACGGAUAUUGUCAAGAUGUUCCUUCAGAUACGAGUUCACCAAGGUGACUGGGAUCUUCAGAGAAUCCUGUGGAUCGACGAGAAUCAACAACCAGUCACCUACCAGUUAACGACAGUCACCUAUGGACUAAAUUGUUCUCCAUGGUUAUCGUUACGCGUUCUUCAACAACUAGCAGAAGAUGAAGGGUAUCGCUUCCCAGCAGCAGUAGAGACACUCACCAGAGGUCGUUACGUUGACGACAUUUACGGCGGUGCAGAGACAGAAAACGGUCUCAAGGAGAUCGCAACGCAACUACAAGGGCUUUGCCAUGCAGGAGGCUUCUCUUUACAGAAGUGGAGCAGCAAUUGUCCAGAGGCUCUGCAUGAUUUGGGCCUAUCAACUGAAGAAGAAAUUAUCCAGUUCGAGGAGUCAGUCACCAAGGUACUUGGAUUGUGUUGGCAUCAAUCCACCGACACAUUCCGAUACAAAUCAAAGAAUUUUAAUACGACGACAAUCACCAAGAGAGUAGUCUUUUCUGAAAUAGCCCAGAUCUUUGAUCCACUGGGAUUUAUCGCACCAGUUGUCGUCCAGGGAAAGAUUCUCCUACAAGAUCUUUGGAGAUUGAAAUUAAAAUGGGAUGAUCCUCUUUCAGACGAGUAUGUUCAACGUUGGAAGACAUUCCGAGAGAAUCUCAACGACCUAGACAGAGGAACUGUACCUAGAUGGAUAAGAAUUUCAAUAGAGACACUCAACAUCCAAAUUCAUGGAUUUGCAGACGCUUCAACGGUAGCCAUGAGUGCAGUGCUGUAUAUUCGCACCAAAAUCAUCAACGACUCAACAUCAACAGUGCUGGCAUGCGCGAAGACGAAGGUAGCACCACUCAAGCGCAUGACCAUCCCUCGUCUAGAGCUCACAGCGGCUCUUCUACUGACUCAACUAGUGGCAUCAACGAAACAAAUGCUCCAACUCGACCAGGUAGACACCUAUCUCUGGUCUGAUUCUUCAGUAGCACUAGCUUGGAUCAGGAGCCACGCAUCAAGAUGGAAGGACUUCGUCCACAACAGGGUCGUCAAGAUCCAGGAAACUCUCCCGAAUGCUACCUGGAGACAUGUCAGUGGAAAGGAGAAUCCAGCUGAUUGUGCCUCCAGAGGCAUAUCACCGAGCCAGCUAGCAGAUCAUCAACUGUGGUGGUCAGGACCUGAAUGGAUCAAUCAGGAUCCUAAAGAAUGGCCACACUCAUCAAUCGACGCUCCAGCCAUGGAUAUCCCAGAGGUGGUCAGAGAAGCAAAACCAGCACCAGCACAUCCAGUUGCAAUUGAAAUCAACGAAAUUGCAGAGCUACUCAACAGUGUCGUGAUCCAGAUAGAGGCCUGCCUAAAUUCAAGGCCAAUCUGUCCCAUGUCAGAUGACCCAGACGAUCUCCAAGUACUCACCCCAGGACACUUCCUGAUAGGUGAGCCUCGUCAACUGAUUCCAGAGCCAUCAAUCAUCGACAAGAACCCCAGCAAACGGCAGAGAUGGAACCUGGUAACGCAGCUAACUCAACAAUUCUGGUCCAGGUGGGCCAAAGAGUGUCUUCAACGUUAUCAAGCAAUCUAUAAGUGGACACAUCGAGAAGAGAACAUCAAGGUUGGCCACAUGGUGCUGAUGAUCGACGAAAAUUAUCCACCAGCACAAUGGCCAAUCGGACGAGUCAUUGCGACACGCCCAGGAGCAGAUGGACUAACGAGAGUCGCAACUAUAAGAACCGCAAAAGCAGAAGUACCAAGGCAGGCAGAUGGAUCACCAAUCAUAGAAAACAUCGGAACAAUCUACACAGAGCUUGACAGAUCAAUCACCAAGCUUUGCCUACUGCCAUCAGAUCCACCACCUCCAGAGCAACCUUCAGACGAUGAUGCAGAAGAAGCUCAACAGGAUUAG